Messenger RNA from Pisolithus orientalis, 2856 nucleotides. RefSeq lists its product as uncharacterized. Gene Ontology annotation, molecular function: structural constituent of nuclear pore. Gene Ontology annotation, biological process: post-transcriptional tethering of RNA polymerase II gene DNA at nuclear periphery; RNA export from nucleus; protein import into nucleus. The record is from RefSeq and is a predicted model, not a curated record. Lineage: Eukaryota; Fungi; Basidiomycota; Agaricomycetes; Boletales; Pisolithaceae. Gene Ontology annotation, cellular component: nuclear pore cytoplasmic filaments; nuclear pore. The transcript is spliced from 3 exons. The coding region runs from base 302 to 2707 and encodes 801 amino acids.
GACUGCUUUCGGAACAACGCCAGGUGAGCUGAAUACUAGUGCUGUAUCCGAGUCAAACUCAUUGCCGCUGUCGCCAACAGCCACUGGUCAGGAUGGUGCAGUAGCAACAGCAGUCACCACUGGCACCGCUUCGCCACCGUACAAUGUCUACAGUGAGAAAGACCCUUCGAGUUCCGUUACUCUCCAGUACCAGACCAUCACCGCAAUGCCAGCUUACCGGGGUACAUCAUUAGAGGUGCGUUUUACACAGUCUUAGUUUGUUCAUCCCCGAUCAUCUCACUAUACAUCCUAGGAGUUGCGCAUGCAAGACUAUCAGCAGGGCCGAAAAACAGCGGGAGCAUUCGGCCAAACAUCCUUCGGAACACCCGCCGCUCAACCGACCAGCAUAUUCGGUGCAACCACUCAGCAACCUGCUACUUCGUCCAUUUUUGGUGGUGGCACGACUGGUGCUUUUGGGACUGGCACUUCACAGCAAGCCGGAACAGGUACUUUUGGUGGGUUCGGCCAGCCAAGCCAGCCUGGCGGUGGUACUGGAACUGGUCUUUUCGGUGGCACAUCUGCUUUCGGUCAGCCUCAACAACAGCCUCAACAACCGCAGCAGCAGCAGCCAUCCGCAUUUGGGGCAUUCGGACAACAAACCCAACAACAACCAAACACAGGCGGCGGUAUCUUCGGUGGCGGUGGAGGGUUUGGGCAAAACAAGCCCACAACUGGCUUUGGGUUAGGGACAACUGGAAGUUCGUUCGGUACAACAGGCACUGGCGUAUUUGGUCAACCUGGAACCCAGCCAGCAACUGGUACAACUACGGGUCUGUUUGGUCAGCCCCAGCAGCAGCAGCCGCAACAACCACAACAGAAUCAACCUAGUACGACGUUCGGCGGGUUCGGUAAGUUUCACAAGGCAAUAUGUGCGGGUGUAAACCAACACCUUCCUCUGGCAGGAGUUGCAACUGCUGCAAAACCAUCGAUAUUUGGCCAGCCCGCCCAGACAACAGGUACGACGGGGACCGGCUUUAGUUUGUUUGGAAACCAGCAGCAGGCUCAGCCACAGCAACCGGGCCAGCAAUCACAACCAACUACCGGGCUGUUCGGGACUACAGGGAGCACCCCUGGCACCAAUCCUUUCGGGCAAGUGCAGCCAAAUCAGCAACAACCUCAAAGUGGUGGUUUAUUCGGCACUACUCCUACUCAACCGUCCGGUGGCCUCUGGGGUAAUACCGCAGGUACUGGUACCAGCUUGUUUGGAAACACUCAAACCCAAGGACAACAACCUGCACAGACCGGUGGUCUCUUUGGUGCCGCCAAACCUGCGACAACGACGGGCACUGGUCUGUUCGGUGGUGGUACCACUUUUGGACAAAUAGGCACAGCGGCUACCGGUACAGGCGCUCAACACACUGGUACCUUUGGCCAGCCGCUGGGACAAAGCACAACGAACCAGCCAACUACGGGUACAGGUGGCUUUGGUACUUCUCUAUUUGGCCAACCCAAGCCAACUGCUCCAGCCAUCAACACUUCUACUUCUACUGGCAGUCUUGGCACCUCGUUAUUUGGAAACACGAGCACCCUGGCUCCGUCGACCACAGCUCCGAACGCGCAGGGCACGUUCACAGCGUCUAUCGCUGAGCCCAUUGCCAGCAAUCUACCCAUAUUCUCUAUGCUUCCUCCGGGCCCGAGGGCUGUCACCAUUGAAUCAAAACCAAAAAAGAAACCUGGCUUCUUUAUGGACAUGCCUAUACGCUCGCCGGUACCUCGAAUCCAGCUGGGGUACACGCCUGCUGCAUCGAAAUUGCGCGGGUUUAGUGCAACAGAAAACGGAACAAGCCCUCUCUCCCUGUCGCUGACCAACGGGAAGACAGGUUCCUUGUCGCUGAGCCGGGUCGACUGCCAGAGUGCUCUUCGCACCUCUACGGCGGCGGAUGCAUUCCUGCGUAGCGCAAGUCCGGCGUUGGGAAGUGGUGCAAGACAAAGCGUGAAGAAGUUGAUUUUAGACAAGAAAGUGGAACCUGCAGAUCUGUUUAGCAAGUCAGGUCGCGGAAGCCCUGGGAGGGUAACCUUCAGUCCUGCACUUAGCCAAGCUGCACGACAGACAGAAGUUGCGCGGGAGAAGGAAGUUGCAUCCGCCGCUGCUUCCUCUCCACCGAAGGAGGCAUCUUCAAAAGCUCCCAAUCGCUUCACUGCUCAUACCAGCACUGUCAUCCUGGGUCAGCCGUCGCCAACAGGAAAGGGCAAAGCAGCACCGAACAGUGGGCCUGCACCACUCCAACACGGUGACUACUGGGUGAAGCCAGAUCUGGAAACACUGAAGAAUUCGUCAUAUGACCAGCUACUCUCUUUCAAAGAUCUGAUGGUCGGCCGGGUUGACUUCGGAGAGAUUCACUUCUUGGAUCCCGUCGACCUCACGGGAUUGCCGAAACUCGGGGCACUCCUCGGGGAACUUGUUCGGUUUGACGACAAGGAGUGUUGCGUGUACCCAGAUGGUGAUGACGCAGACAAACCCACUCCUGGGUCUGGAUUGAAUGUGCGCGCUCGCAUAGUGCUUGUGCGAUGCUGGUCAUUGGACAAGGCAACGAGAGAGCCAAUCAAGGACGAAAAGGAUCCAAGACACGUGAAGCACUUGAAGCGUUUAAAGUCGAUGAAGGACACACAAUUUGAAAGCUUCGACAUCAAGGAAGGGAAAUGGACGUUCACGGUCGACCAUUUUUGAGUACCGUUGUUCGUUUUUCUUCGUCCUAUAUCACCCUAUUUCCAUCCUUGCUCUCGUGGGUCAUACGGAGUGAUACGUCAGUGCAAAAAAGUGGAUAAUUCUGUUGUUCAUGCCAUUUAGUCUUAGCACGUAGGUACAAAUACGCAUGU